Molecule: messenger RNA, 11413 nt
Organism: Toxorhynchites rutilus septentrionalis
Lineage: Eukaryota; Metazoa; Arthropoda; Insecta; Diptera; Culicidae
Product: alpha-1D adrenergic receptor
Exons: 8
Coding region: 1045-3555 (836 amino acids)
Biological process (GO): neuropeptide signaling pathway
Cellular component (GO): membrane
Molecular function (GO): neuropeptide receptor activity
Source: RefSeq, a predicted model, not a curated record
CUCUGUUCGAUUGGGACAAUUUUCGGUGCGAGCCAUUCCGUGAUCGAAGGGUAUCAAGCGCUGUGGGGUACAUGGUGCAGCACAUUGGUGAAGGUGUGCCGGAAAUGUUUUGACGAGGCGGUUCGGAGUGGAAAAUUUACGAUUGACUGUGAACGCGAAAGUGCUGGAGGGGGAGAAGAGCAAGGAGAGUGAUUUUCCGAGUGGUUCCCAAGUGUGUGGUUUUGUACGUGGAUCCUAACGAUUCAGUCGCUGCCGGAACACACGUCGCGACGUCUUCUUCAGCUUGAAGAUUGGGAAAAUUGUGUUUGUUUUAUUCGAGUGUUACAACGGAAAUAAGAUCAGCUGGUUCGGUGGCAAGGAGCAUUUUAUUGACUUGUGGCACGCAAUGGAAUAUUCAAUUAUCCUUUCUCAAGGGCAGGAUGGGACUAAACUAUCGAAUGACGGUGAUUGAAUGCGGCAUUUCGGAGAAUUGAAAUCGAAUUAAAUUAAAAUAUAAAACGAGUGGAAAAGUGCUUGUGAAAAUAAAUGUGUAAAUAAUUGGAACAAAAAUCGCAAAUUAUGUGAGUAUGCUUCAAAGCAGUUCGUGUUGAUGAAGGCCAAUCGUGCACAGCAAACCUAAUCAAAAGCUUGAUCAAAUAUAGAGGAACCUUUUGAAGGUUGAAACAGUGGAUACUUUUAUUGACGCAUCUGUGAAGGAAGCAGACUGGAAGAUGAUGGCGUCAAGUACCGUUUGAACUUGGGUUUUAUGAUGCGAAGAUAAGAAGAUAACUUAGGGUGGGUGUGUGCGGGUGGAGGUGAAUUCGUACGCGUGUGUUUCAGUGUAUGUAAUCAGUGCUUUAACAGCCCUCAACGCACAUCAACGGUGUUGAGCACUUCCAAGGUGUUGAGUGAAGGUGAAGUUUAAUAAUAAGAUUCUGAUAUCUCGAGAACAUAUGGUGCACAAGAUGAAAAAGGAUGGGUAACUGCAGGAUCGUAAUCUGUUCCUUUGAAAGUUAAUUUUCACCGUCGAAAAUGGAUAGAAGAUAAGCUCUCCCCCACGUCACAAUGAAAGCCACGAUGGAUUUUAAAAACGUACCGGACAAUUUCCUGGAGGCGGUGAUCCAGGUGGUGCUCGGAACGGUCGGUGAUCACAACGAGACGCUGCUCGGCGACUACAGCAGCCCGGUGCUGAAACCGGUGGUGGCCCGCAUCUAUCCCAUCUUCAUCAUCAUGUACGCGAUUCCGGCCGCACUCGGGAUAGCGACCAACGUGCUGAUGGUGCUGUACAUCAGCAAGUACAAGCUGUACCGGGACGCAACCCAGGCGUUCCUGGUCAAUCUGGCCGUGUGCCACGCGGUGCAGUGUGCGUUUGUGCUCCCGGUCACCCUGAUGGUGAUGCUGAUCCAGAACUGGAUAUUCGGCCAGUUUCUGUGCUUCUUUCUGCCGUUGCUGCAGGACAUCCCACUGCACGUUGCGAUGAUUUCCCAUCUGUUGAUCGCGUGGGACCGGAAGCGGUGGCUAACGGAUCCGCUCAAAGUCCGGCUGCCGGCGUUCGUGUGCAGCUGUGCCUCUUGGCUGGCCGGAAUGGUCAUCGCGCUUCCGUAUCCCAUUUACACCACCUAUUUGGAUCUGGGGAAAUACGAUCCCAAAUUUGACGGCGUCGGAAUUUGUGCCGUAAAUCUGGUCGACGAUAUGCAGGAAUAUAUGCGAGGCCUUUUCGUCAUCAUGUACUGCGGACCGAUUACGUUGCUCGGUUACCUGUACAUUCGGACGUCGCGCGAACUGCGGCCACCGGAUGGACCACUGUCGAUUAUGAUGUUCGAGGCACGUGCCGAGGCGAGGAACAAGCAGAUUCGAGCGAGUCGUGGCGGAGUUGCGGGUGGAGGAGCUGGAUCGGGAGCGGACCUCAGUACGAACUCCCGGACGUACGAUUUGUAUGAUGCCGAGGUGGAUGUCAGUCGAGAGAAACGCACCCAGCGCUAUCUGGGAGCCAUGGCAUCCACCCAGGUGCUGUGCGUUUGUCCGCUGAUGAUUCUAAGAUUGGCUCGAAUGACGAUGGUGGAAACGUACGAGAAUCAGGCCCAUUUCGACAUCACCUAUCUGCUGUUUGUGUGGAUCGCCUUCCUUCCGACGGUGGUCGUGCCCUGGAUUUAUGGCAGCUGGGUGCUCUCGAGACCCGCCAAGGAGCGCCUUCGGGGCUACCUCCGUCUAUCCUCCCGUCGGAACACCGCCACUAAAUCGGAACAAUCCGCGGACGAUGGAAGCUCUCCACCCGGAAUCAAAACGCCUCUAUCCACCCAAAUGUCCACCGUAAGUAGCACCAAACCAUCGAUAACUGCACCACCGCCAUUCGAUGACCAGCAGUGCGCACCGCACCCGCCACGAGGAGUCGCCAAGGCACUCCCCGUGACCGUGGAUCGACCCAAAUCAUCCACCACCGAAAGCAGCGUGGCGGAGAGUUCAAUUUCGACAACCAAAAGCCAAAGUGUAUCGACGGGAGGCCGUCCCAGGCGUCAACUCCCUCCACCCCUGCGGAUCGACAACAGCAACUUCCACCGAACUCCCUCGGCGAAGAGCCACAGCUCGGCAUCUGCUGGAAGCGCGGCGCAACGAAGUUCGACGAGGUCCUCCGCUUGCAGAACCAACACAGUCCAGCAUGGGCUAGAGUCGCUGCCGCCCGCAAGAAGCACAAACCAAUCCGUCGAAGACGAAGACGACUACUGCUCGUCGAUUGCUGGCCAUCACUCGAAUGUGACCUCGAGUACCUAUUGUAACGUGAACGAGCGGGAGGUCGUCGCUCCGUCGGAACUGCUCGAAGCCCAGCGAAUCAUGGCCAGACAGAAUUUCCAGCACAAUUCGGCCUCGCCGUAUUACCAGCGUGGCAACAGCAGUGACCUGAAUGACAACGACUCUGACUCCGAUAUCUACCAUCGGAAGCCCUCCCGGUACGGGACGCUCUCCAACCAGGACUCCAGCAUUUUGAAGGCAACCCCUUCGAUACUGUCGGUAACCGAGAGUGAGUACUCGUCACGCAAGGGUUCCCUCAGUACACUCUCCCGGGACAUGGAGAUAAUCGAUCGGCUCGAGCGCGAACGCAGCAUGGACAUUCAGGAGAUGAUACAGCGGGAGAAAAACUACGAGUACUAUCUGGCGCGGCAAAAUUCCAGGCUGAAGUUUUCGACCAACUUCGACGAUUACUUCGAGGAGGAGCCCCCGCAAACCAAGCAAACGGGUCAUUCUCCUUCGGGGGGUGCUCCCCUGGGUCAGAAACCUCGAUCCGUUUCCCCGCACAACGUCACCCGCAGUACAUCGCACCGGCGCAGCAGUAAUCUGAGCUACGCCUCCACGAAGCGGGACAGUGGCUACGAACAGUCACUGCUGGGAACGUCGUCUCCAUCGCAGGCGAUGACACCAGCAGCGGCAUCGGUUGUAUGUCAAAACGGAGGUUCUGCCAGUGGCGGUUCGCGGAGACUGCCGGAACAGGAUAAGCAACGAUUUAGUAGGACCUUCAGUGGAAAUUCCUCCAGGAGUUCGACCAAAUCAAGAGAUAGAGUUAGCUUUCAUGAUAACAUUUAGGAUGGGAGCGAAGGAAGGAAGCUCUACGUGCCAAAUAAGUAUGGGUCCGAAGACUGAAGACCGAAUGAAGGACGCUCUUUUGUAGGUAUCAAUUCAUGGGGUGACUGUUGGGUUGUGUAUCACAAAAAGUAAACUUUACUGGUUUGUCGUUCGGUACGGUACAGAUCUACUAAGUCAAUAAGGAACAUUCAGUUUCGACGUGAACUUACCUAGUCCAGUGUUGUAAACGGUCGACAUUAUUGGUAACCAUUACAUACUGCCCGUGUGCGAGAGUUUCGGCUCAAUAUGUACUGUGAAUGUGACCAAGAAUGCAUUACUUGGUUCCAAUAGUCACAUCAGAAAUAAGCACAGCCGCAAACAUGACCAUCAGUUGAACGUUUGUAUGUUCUCUUUUUCUGUCAAACGUACACAGAAAAGCGGUGAAAAUACGCUAUUUUCAUUCUACCAUUCCUGGUGAUAACCAUCCUUUAAUUCCGGCUGAUUUGACUGUAGUUUUAAUGUCAUUUGCGAACAUCGCCAGCGUUAUUUUUCUACUUUGUGUUAUAGCUAUAAUGGCAACGGUUCAGUUGACAUACACAUGUCCACCGAUGAUUAUGCUAUCACCAUCAUUAUUCCACCCUUUGAAUCAGCAAAACAUUUGAACCCCUUAAUGGUAACUAUUCCAAUCUACACUAGGCCACGCAGAAAAGCUAGCAUUAUAACAGGCAUCCAGAUCUCAAAGGUCAACUAAGAUGUAGGCGUCUUGAUUGGUUUGGAACCCGUUUUGAACUCUACUGAUAGCUGCGUCAACUGAGAUGUAAGCACUUUUACAGUUUUUGAACCCCUCUGACAGCAGUGAUAUUGACAUCAUCCGAGCACAAUUCCUCAUCGAUCAAUUGUAAGAGCCGGACGUCUAUUGUUUGUGCUCUGUUAGCAAUAAAUCGAAGCUGUUUUUUCCUUUUCCUCCGCUAAAGUGGUUUUUAGUUGUUUUUUUUCUGCUUUCGUCGCAAGUGAAGUGCACCAAAAGCAACAGGAAGCGCCUCUCUGGCAAGCCCGGAUCGGUGGCCUGUUCAUUCGUUCCACUGAACGCUUUCAACAAAACAGAGAAGUAUAACAUUAUAGAUUUUGCCGUCGCGCUAUAGUGUUUACCUCGUAGCGCGCAGCUUUGUACCGCUCUGUGAAUAGGGGUGUUCAAGGUUCUUCGGACACCUAAAAUUAGUUUUUUUUGAAAAAUUUUUUUUUUUUAGAAAAUAAUUUUAGUUUUGAAAUAUUUUUUUAGUUUAAGUUAAUUUUAAGUCUAAAUUAGUUUUAAGUUGAGCUUUUGCGCGCGCGUUUGUGUAAGAAAGUUUGUUUUGUUUGUCAUAGACGGUUGCGUACCGUUUGCGCAACCAUUAUGGCGUCUGCUGAAGCUAUUGUUGCGCGGACGCGCUAUUACCAACAGUCCUCAAAGGCACCAUGGGUUGUUUUCUUUCGGCCCAAGGUGAAAUCGUUGAGAACUCUUGAUAUUCCAGGAGAUUUGCUGCGUAAGUAUCCGGAUGUCUUGGUACGUAAAGAGAGACCGGACAAACUGCGUGUAGAAGCACCGACUUUUUAUGUGGCGAACAAGAUUGUUGACCACGAGAUUUUCAACAGGGAGCACCACGUUUACAUCCCUUCUCGAGAUGUGGAGAUAGAGGGCGUAGUCUCCGAUGUGAAUCUGAGUGUUGAAGAAUUGAAAAAAGCAUCGGGUUGUUUAAAAAACUCCCUAAUUGGUGAGCUUGUGAAGAUUCUGGAAGUAAGGUAACUACAUGCAGCAACUUUGGAAGACAACCAAAAAGUCUAUAAGCCUUCACACUCGUUUCGGGUGACUUUCGCUGGUUGUGUUCUCCCGAACUAUGUGAAAGUAGAUAGUGUUUUUUUUCCGGUGCGCUUGUUUGUACCGCGGGUCUACAAUUGCACCAUCUGUAAAAAAAUGGGACAUUCUUCCAGCCAGUGCGGCAACAAGUUCCGCUGCGGUAAAUGUGGUAAAAAACACAGUGAGGAUUCUGGUACACAAACAGUGCAAAAAAUGUAUCCACUGUGGCGAGAAUCCUCACGCCCUACAGGUGUGCCCAAGGUACAAACAGCACUCCGAUAAAGUGAAGCGUUCUUUCACAGGACGCUCCAAGCGAACUUAUGCAGAAAUGCUCAAGGCCGCAUCAGCCGCCCAUGAUGAAAACCAAUUUUCGGUUUUGUCAACUCAAGAAUUGAACUCUGAUUCUGAUGAGGAUCACACUACGGCUGCACCAGAAUCUUCAACAGAGGAUGAUUCUCAAAACAGAAAACUCUCUUCACCAAUGAUGCACCGUAAGAAAGCUAAAAUGAUCCUCAGAAGAUUGUCUAAUUCCAAGGAUAAUGGUAAAAAAAACGAAUCCGAAGACUCCUUCUCAGCCAGUUCCUGUUUGCAGUAAGGAUUAUAUGCCGUUACCCAGAAGAGAGAGAGAAAUAAAAACGCUGCCCCUCGAUCUUCUCAUAGAAAAUUCGCGUCCAAUCGAGGAUUGAUAGCUUUUACGGACAUUGUGGACUUUAUAUUAAACACCCUCAAUAUUCAAGACCCCCUUAGAAGCCUUAUUUCUGCCUUGCUUCCAUCUCUGAAGUCUUAUCUUAAGCAAUUGACUGUUUCAUGGCCCCUACUUGCAUCAAUCAUAUUUUUCGAUGGAUAAUUCACCAGAUAUGAUCAAUGUGCUACAAUGAAACUGCUGUAGUCUAGUGCCUAAACUAGACUCGUUCAAAUUUUUACUUCAAAAUUAUGACUGUGAUAUAUUCGCCCUCUCUGAAACAUGGCUUUUUUCUGACACAGAACUCAACUUCCACGAUUUUAACAUUAUUCGCCUGGAUAGAAAUGAUUCUAAUGGAGGAGUACUUUUGGGGAUCAAAAAAUGCUACUCUUUCUAUAAAAUUCCUCUCCCAGCUCUAUCAGACUUCGAAAUUGUAAUAGAAGAAGAAUAAAGAACUUUGCAUAGCUUCAGUAUACGUUCCUCCAAAUACUAACAUUAGCCGUAGUCAUCUUUGGAAUCUAGUCUCGAUUCUCUCAUCCCCAGUUCUAAUACUGGGUGACACGAACUCCCAUGGUCCUGGGUGGGGUGAUCCUUAUGAUGACGCUAGAGCGGCUAUUUUUUACAAUUUAUGUGACGAUUUCAAUUUGACUAUCUCGAACACUGGUGAAGCGACACAAAUUCCAAAACCUCCGGCUCGAGAAAGUCGACUCGACCUAUCUUUUUGCUCAAGCUCGCUAUCAUUAGAUUGUCAUGUGGAAGGUCAUCAAUGAUCCCCAUGGUAGCGAUCACUUGCCAAUCAAUAUAUCAAUCAAGUGUAGCCCGCAAUCCACUGAACCAUCUCGCGUUCCAUUUGAUCUAACAAGGAACAUCGACUGACAAAAAUUUGCAACGGCGGUAACAAUCGGUGUCGAAUCAAUAGAUAUACAUCCACCAUUGGAAGAAUAUCGGUUCUUCGUAGAUUUGAUGUAUAAAAGCUCAUUGGAAGCACAAAAAAGAAAAAUUCCAAGUGCUCCGUUUAAAAGAAAACCAGAAAACACGAAUGGAGACAAGUCAAAGUAAUUCAAAAGCCUGGCAAACCAGCAUCUGACCAUAACUCAUACCGUCCGAUUGUUAUGCUCUCGUGCAUUAGAAAAUUGUUGAAAAAAAUGAUUGUCCCCUCAUCUCACCGUCGCCCACCCUCGACAGAUAGUCGAACACCAGAUGCUCUCCCUGGUCAUUAUGCACAAUACUACAGUGCGUGCGGCAACUCUCGGUUGAGACAACGAUACCUCAUAUCCAUAUCCCUAACCUGAUCCGUCCCACAACAAGUGUUGCCCCUCUAACCUCGAGUAAACCGCGAGUAAUCGGUCGAAACCUACUAAACAUAGAUUUAAGUUGAAGUUCUGUAUAAACAAAUCAUGAUUUAGUGGCUCCGCUUGUAGAGACGAAUGAACUCUCAGAGUUUAAAGUCUCUCUAAUUCAAUACCUUCCUUCCUGGCUCCGCAAAGCUCAUGCGAUUGAGCCUUACAAAUAAAUGAAUUGGAAAAAAAAAUCAUCCGAGCACCGACACUCUGCAUCUUUUCAUCGAUUUUCACCUUGUAAUUGAUGUUGCGAAAUUGAAUUGGAGAAGAUUGUCAUCGGGCGGAGCUUAAAUUAUAAUAUCUCCCCUCUCCACAAUGGUUAAUGUUCGUAGAACGAACGUUCCCUUUGGAUUGCACAUUUCGUAUAUUUCGAUUGUGCUUGGCUGCUGUAUUAGUUUGAUCUUUUCGAUAAUUGGUAUGCGAGUCAUCAUCAAAAUCUGGUGUAAGUUGUAAACAAAACAGGUGAACAGAAGUAGAAAAUUAUAAUAAUUGUUGCCUUAUUGUGACAUCGUUUCGAGAAGGCAGAGCACCGUCGAUUCGCUCGUAUCUCUCUCAGUCAUUUUGUUACUAUUAUUUAUGCUAACAUUUUAAAUCUCAUCCACUUUUAUCCAUGUAGUAGUAAAAAGCACACGGACGUGAGCUUGACGUAGAACUGUGAUUGUUUGUAGUAAUUGCAUUUUGAAAUGAUUUUUUUUCAUUGUUCAUAAAUAUGUAAUGUUUAUUAUUUUGAACCAUCCAAUGGAGGAUAUCCUUCAAACGAGUAGAAUGAGGUAGAAUCCGUAACCGCUCCUGGAACCGCUUCAACACUCUGGAGACGGUUGAAUGUUGAAUGUUCAACAUUUUUCCCAACUGCCGGUGCGACAGGUCAGGAAAUUCCAGGUGUUUGGAAAGAAUUUGUUCUCUCGACUCGCGUUGGUUCACCUCCAUUUUCGUUGAAUCGAAAAACACGACUUCGAGUUUGACAGCAUGUAGACAAUACACAUCAAUGAGAAAGUGUGCAAAAUUUGGUUGAUUUUUAGCCAAUGGUAAAAAAGUUAUGCCCUGUUGAAUGUGUCGCAAUAAUUUCGUGUUCGCCCUUUAGUACAACGAUGUUGUAGAUGCCGGAACGGGCGUAUCCGGCGUCCACAAAGUGCCGCACGAUGUCCAUUUUCGACGCGGCGGGGUACCGUUCUUCGAACGCACACACUUCUGACACACUUCACUGUUUUCGCCAUCACGGUUACAGUUCGACUGAUGGAGCUGUCAAUUUUUGUCUGCUGACUCAUGGGUUACUAUGGUUGAUGCUGCAUGGGUGGUUUCGUCAGUACGUGUGAAGGUAAACCCAUUAGAAAUCGGCAAUUUUUGUCCAUUUCUUAAAUGCAAACGUUAGUGGGGGUCAGUUCGCCCGAUGACAAUUUCGUCGUCGACACGAUUGGCGCUGAUCGAUUGCUUGAUCCAGUGAGAACACUACUAUUAGAUGGUCAGAGGAAUGGUCGGUGAUACGUAGUGCACGUAGUGCAGAUACAUCCGCCAUGUUGCCUCCAACGUGUGAGUAGAAUGUAGGUGAUUCUGGUUUGCAUGGUGCGAUUUCGACCAUGUUGAUGACUGAUAUCUGUGCUCGAAUCAUACCGCGAUUUACCCAUAGUAGGGUUAAUAGAUGGUGUCGCAGGUCGCAGGAUCGCCAUGUGGACACCCAGUAGUUUCUUUCGGUUAUAUGAAAAGACUUUCACGUACGCGUUCAUACUGAGUCCGCCCAACUGGGUCAGACUCCCUUUUAUUCAAUUCGUUUAUUUCUUACAACUAGCUACAACCUAAAUUCUAUUAUUAUGCGUGGUCAGGCGAAUUGUAGUAAAACACAUAACACAUGUGUCCGAAAAGAUGUCAACCGGAAUCGAAAGCAUAAAUAGGAAACGUUUGCGCAUUUGCGCAAGCAUGUGUUUGUCAUUAAAUUCACGCUAGCGAAGCUAGCGAAGAAGUGCAAAAGUAAACAAAGGAAGUUAAUGGUCAGCGCGUCAUAUUAUGCAAUAAAUAACCAUCGGAACCUUGGCCUGAAUUUACGACAUGGUUCGCAUGUUUAUUUUGGUUGCACAGCGUGACGCACUUGCUAGAAUUUUGUUGCCAUAAGGGCAUGUGUAUCGGGUUGUAGGUGGUCCAGUGAUCCUGUUACACCUUCCCUCUUUUUGAGAAUGAUGUAAUCUAAUGGAAUCAUUCGUGUUCAGUAAAUUUCGCCUAGAAUUCGUCUGACCUUACAAUUAUUCUGGUUUUUGUAUGUAUAAACAUGUUUGUUUAAUAUUUGGAAUAUGUACAUUUUUUUUUGUAUUCGAGUUAAUUAACUAACUAAUUACUAACUUGGUAAACUGUUGUAGUAUACAAUACAACAUAGGUAUUUGAAUAGGUAAUAUUAUAAACUCGUGAUCGUCUGGGAAUUUAAUUUAGUUAUGCAUUCCCUUCCCCCUAAUGGAGAUGGGUUGCUCAUUAGUUGCAUUUUAUUAUGCGAUUUUUAUGUAUAGUCUGUUUGUUUUUAGUUUUAAUGUCUACAAUUGUGACAUUGGGAUGCUCAAUUGAUAUUAUUUGGAAUGGUCCAAGGUAUAUUUUAUCUAGUUUUCUUCUGUUCCCAUUCGUUAACAGGACUGAAUCUCCUAUUUUUAUUUGUAUUGGUUUGGCAAGUUCACUUUGUUUAUCUGUACGCUUCUUUUUUAUUUUAUCAAUUAACUCUUUAGUAGUCUUUGCUGUAACUUUUAGUUUGAACUGUAGCUCUUUGUGGUAGUCUUCGAGAUUGUAUAUUGGUUCUAUAUGUGUAGGAUUUUGGAUAUUGAAGGGUAGUAUGGCGUUUCUGCCAAAAACGAGUUCGAAAGGUGUGUAGGAAAAGUCUGUGUGAGGAGUCGUGUUGUAACAGAAUGUGUAGUAAGGCAGCCAGUCAUCCCAAUCACUUUGUGUAGGGUUGACAAAUUGUCUUACGUAUUCAUUCAGACAACGGUGAUUCCUUUCUAGUCCUCCUAUGGAUUGGGGGUGAUAGGGUGUCGAAAAAUUUUGUUUUAUCUGUAAUAGUCUAGAUAUGUUCUCGAAUAAUUCAUUCUUGUAUUCGGUUCCUUGAUCUGUUUGGAUAACAGAAGGAGUGCCGUAAACAAGGAUGCAGUUUUCGACGAAAGCUCUUGCUAUUGUAGAUGCUUGUUUGUCGGAUGUUGGUUUUAUUAUUACAUAUUUGGAAAGGUUACAUUGGAUAGUUAGGGCGUAUCUGUUUCCGGAAUUUGAUUUAUUGAAGGGGCCAAUCGUGUCCAUGGAUAUAUGGUCGAAGGGUUUUUGAGGGGUUUUGGUUUGUAUAUAAUUUUCGUUAGAUGUCGUUAAGUAUUUGUUCUGUUUGCACUGUAUGCAAUUUCUGACGUAAUCAUAAAUUUCUUGUUUUAUUUUUGUCCACGAAUAGAGUCUACCGAGUUUUUUGUAUUGUCGGCUGGCACCAACGUGUCCGCCUAUUGGUGUGUUGUGAAAAUUUUUUAGGAUACUUAGUUUUUCUUCACUGCUUUCUAUCACACGCUUGGGUGUGUAGAGCACUAUUUGCAAGUCUUUUAGUGAGUCGUUACAAGUCUUCUUGAAGAGUUGAACGCUGCAUAAUUGGAAUAUUGCGCUCGAUAACGCUAGAGCUAUCACGCUUAUUCUCAGUUUCUUGGUCAUAUUUUCAAUUUUUUGUAAUAAGUUUCCUAGGGAUUUUUCGUCAUUGCUUGCAAUUUCAGUGUAUGUCGACAUUUUUUCUCUAUAUCCUGUUUUGUUUGUUAUUGCGCAUUUUAUUAUUUCAGUUUCAUUUUCACAAGUGAUUUCAUUACUUUCAAAUGCGCGUCCGCAUUGAAGUUUGGGUAGACUCUCCCAUUCUCUAGGUUCGACUGCCUCGUACACUUUAAGUUGAUCAGACUCGGUGUUGUCGAGUGCAGUGAAAUUCGCUUUUUCGGGGUUAUUUUCAAUUCUUUGUGUUUUCCUAGUCAUGGCUCUAGUUUGCAUGGCCAUCACUGUUUUCAGUGUUUCAGAGUCAAUUUUUAUUCUUGAUAGGGCAUC